Molecule: messenger RNA, 1065 nt
Organism: Daucus carota subsp. sativus
Lineage: Eukaryota; Viridiplantae; Streptophyta; Magnoliopsida; Apiales; Apiaceae
Exons: 1
Coding region: 1-1065 (354 amino acids)
Source: RefSeq, a predicted model, not a curated record
AUGCCACCAAAGAGAAGAGGACGACCCCGAAUAAACCGUGUCCCAACCCGUGAGGAAGAACAAAGUGAGAAUGCACAUACCCAACAACCAAGCCAAGAAAACAACCCUGAAGGAGAACCCCGUAGAAAUGACAAUGACCCUACAGCAAUUCUACUCGAGUUUCUACGACAACACACUCAGAACCCUCCAUGGAGGCCUGAGCCGAUAGCACCCCCGGAAAGACAGCCUAGCCCUAUUGUCACUUUCAAAUCUUUCAAGACACUGAAUCCCCCUGAAUUUAACCGAACUACUGACCCUGUAGAGGCCCGAGUGUGGCUUAAAGAAAUUGAGAAGUACUUUGAAAUAGUAGGAGUGGAGGAAGAUAAGAAGAUGAUAUUUGUGGGUUUUAUUCUCAGGGGUGAAGCCAAUUACUGGUGGGAAGUAAAGAGAGUAAUGGAAGGCACAACAACAAUACCGUGGGACCGAUUCUCUCAUCUACUCCUUGAAAAGUAUUACCCGAAGCACUUAGAAAAACAGAUGGAGAUUAAGUUUUUGGAACUAAAGCAACGAAACAUGAAAGUGGCAGAAUAUGAGAAUAAAUUUUUGGAGCUUUCUCGAUUUGUACCUCAUUAUGUAGACACGGAAGAAAAGAGAGCAUGGUUAUUCCAACAAGGGCUAAAGACCUGCAUUCAGAAUAGGAUGGCGAUACUAGAGAUUACCAGUUAUGCUACUAUGGUACAAAAGGCAACAAUUGUGGAAAAUGGAACCGAGCUGUACUCUAAAGAUAAAGGUGGAACAAAGAGAAAGUUUUCAGGAGAAGGUGAAGGUAGUGGAAGGAGAUUUGAUGGUAAUAAAGGGAAGAAAGUGUUUGUGAAGAGAGACAACCAGAAGGGUAAUAGUCAAAGGUUUGGGAAUCGAAACAAUCAUGAUGGAGCUAGAUACCGAUCCCCUCAGACUGCCAACAUGAUUCAAGGAAAGACCCCAGUACCCGAAUGUAAGACUUGUGCACGAAGACACGGAGGAGAGUCUAGACAGGAGAAUGUGGUUUGUUAUGUGUGUGGAAAGAAGGGGCAUUAUGCAACUUGA